This is a messenger RNA of Hippocampus comes (tiger tail seahorse), 733 nucleotides long. RefSeq names its product DnaJ (Hsp40) homolog, subfamily C, member 19 (gene dnajc19). Gene Ontology annotation, cellular component: PAM complex, Tim23 associated import motor. Gene Ontology annotation, biological process: protein import into mitochondrial matrix. Bases 119 to 469 code for a protein of 116 amino acids. Gene Ontology annotation, molecular function: ATPase activator activity. The record is from RefSeq and is a predicted model, not a curated record. Lineage: Eukaryota; Metazoa; Chordata; Actinopteri; Syngnathiformes; Syngnathidae. The transcript has 6 exons.
CUUGCCGGCUUUUUACGACAGUUUCAUACUAUUGGUGACAUAAACACACGAACGUCAGAAAACAUGAGGUCAAAAGUUUUUCCCCUGAUCGGUUUGUAACGAAACACAACAAGGAUACAUGGCCAGUUCCUUGGUGGCAGCGGGGCUCGCUUUGGCUGCAGCUGGAUUUGCAGGUCGCUAUGUCAUGCAGGCCAUGAAGCAGAUGGAGCCUCAAGUCAAGCAGGCCCUACAGAGCUUCCCGAAGAAUGCCUUUGGAGGGGGUUACUAUCGAGGUGGUUUUGAACCAAAGAUGACAAAGAGAGAAGCCGCAUUGGUUUUAGGUGUCAGUCCCACUGCCAGUUGGAAUAAGAUCAGAGAAGCCCACAGAAAACUGAUGAUCCUAAAUCACCCAGACAGAGGUGGCUCUCCUUACCUAGCGGCCAAGAUUAACGAGGCCAAAGAUCUAAUUGAAGGCCAAUCAAAGAAGUGACAAGCCUUAACGAAGCGGCUACAAAGUUAAUCACAUUGUUGCGUUUGAGUUUUCAAAUGAAUCCCAUUGUAUAUAGAGCCUUUGCCUUUUGUGGUUUUUACGCUGCGUAUUGCACAACAUUCGAAAGGUUGCAUUCAUUCAUGUUUUUGCUUUUAAGAGCGCACAGUUUGGUUUUAGAUCUACAUGAAAGAUCAAGUUUAUUUAAGAACUACCUGCAUACAAAACAUAUUGCACAUCAACCAACCAGAAUGAUCCUUUAGAAAA